AUGGACUUUGCUGCACAACAAGCAGGUGGUUAUGAGAAUGUUAGGUUCAUACAGAAGGACAUGUACAACCAUUUUUGGACUGAGCGUAGAGUGCAAGUUGUCGAUGGUGACGCAGAAGGUGCUUUGGCUUACUUAUGUGGUAAAGAAGAGCAAGAUCCAAUGUUUUAUUAUAAAUAUGAUGUAGAUGAAGAAAAUCGAUUAAAUAAUUUGUUUUGGACUGAUGGUGGAUCUCAAACAGAUUAUCUGUAUUUUGGUGAUGUGUUGAUGUUUGAUACUACGUAUCGGACAAAUGCGUACAACAAACCUUUUGUGAUACUACAAGGUGUGAGCAACCACUUUCAAACGACUGUUUUUGGGUGUGCACUGUUAGCUUCCAAGACAGUAGAGACAUACAUAUGGGUGUUAGAGAAAUUUCUUGAUGCGAUGGAUCACAAGAUGCCUCUGUCCAUAAUCACUGACGGGGAUAAGGCCAUGUGUAGAGCAAUCAAAACAGUUAUGCCUACUGCUCGACAUCGAUUAUGUAAAUGGCAUCUUAAAAUGAAUGCUCUUUCCAAUAUCCACAUAGAGGGAUUUCUUCAUAGCUUUGAAAAAUGCAUGUCAAUGCAAUGUACACAAGAAAUGUUUAAAUUAGAGUGGAAGAACUUUGUAGACAAGUAUGGCCGUCAUAAUAACAAGUGGAUUGCAGAUGUAUAUUGCAAGCGUACUCUUGUAGUCAAAGAGUAA
Messenger RNA from Camellia sinensis, 723 nucleotides. Its product is annotated as protein FAR1-RELATED SEQUENCE 5-like. NCBI's taxonomy places the organism in Eukaryota, Viridiplantae, Streptophyta, Magnoliopsida, Ericales, Theaceae. The record is from RefSeq and is a predicted model, not a curated record.